GUGGACUCCGCUUCCGGAGCUGCGCGUUGCGGGUCACAUGACCGGCCUGUGCAGCGAGACUUGGUGCGGCGUUACACAAACACCGCGCAAAACACCUCGCAAAACACCCGGUAAAACACAGCGAAAGAGUGCAUUUGAUCAGAUCUGUGUCGGCCGCUUGCACGAUGAGUGCUGGCACCCCAAAAUCGCUGCCGUCUUCGGGACAGAAAUCCAUUCAGGACAUCAGCCACCCCCUUUCUGCCGAAGAGUCUGUCCUGACACCCAGCCCAGAUGUGGGAAACACCACCAGCAGCCUCGGUGAAAAGGACCUGAGCCUUCCAAACGGUACUCCUGUGGGCACGUCUAGCCCGGGUUCGUCCUCCUCCCUCUUAAACCGUCUGCAGCUGGACGACGACCUCGAUGGCGAAACCCACGACCUGUUUGUCUCUGUCGACGACCCCAAGAAACACGUGUCCACCAUGGAAACGUAUAUCACCUACAGAGUCACCACCAAGACUAGCAGGACAGAGUUCGACCUGCCGGAGUACUCGCUACGGCGCAGAUACCAAGACUUUGAUUGGCUUCGAAACAAACUGGAGGAGAGCCAGCCGACGCAUCUCAUUCCCCCUCUCCCAGAGAAGUUUGUGAUGAAAGGUGUCGUGGACAGAUUUUCUGAGGAAUUUGUAGAAACGAGAAGGAAAGCACUUGACAAAUUCCUGAAGAGGGUAGCAGACCACCCAGUCCUGUCAUUCAAUGAAAAUUUCAAUGUUUUUCUCACGGCCAAGGACCUGAAUUCCUAUAAGAAGCAAGGGCUGACAUUGCUGACAAAAAUGGGGGAGUCUGUGAAGUACGUCACAGGCGGAUAUAAGCUGAGGGCUCGGCCUUUGGAGUUCGCCGCUAUGGGUGACUACCUGGACAUCUUCACGCAGAAGCUAGGCACCAUCGAUCGGAUAGCACAGAGAAUCAUCAAGGAACAGUCGGAGUAUCUGGUAGAACUACGUGAGUACAGUCCUGUGUACAGCAGCUGGGCAGGCUGUGAAGGGGAGCUGCAGAAGCCUUUGGAGGGAGUAUCGAGUUGUAUCAGCAGCUGCUCCUCUGCUCUAGACGAACUCACAGAGGAUAUGAGCGAGGACUUCCUCCCCGUGCUCAGGGAAUACGUUCUCUAUAUCGAGUCCAUGAAGAAUGUCCUGAAGAAGAGAGAUCAGGUCCAGGCUGAAUAUGAGGCAAAGUUGGAAGCUGUCGUUAUACGGAAGGACGAAAGGUCAGGGGUGCCCGCAGAUGUGGAGAAGUGCCAGGACCGAGUAGAGUGCUUCAACGCCGACCUGAAAGCUGACUGGGACCGCUGGCAGAACAACAAGAGGCAGGAUUUCCGACAGCUCCUCACCGGAACGGCUGACAGAAACAUCCAGUACUACGAGAAGGUUGGCCACUGCGAGCUUCCAGUAGGUGUUGACCUGUCCGUCACUGUCCCGCUCAUUGUGUCUCUGUCUCUGCAUUACAGUGCCUUGCAGCCUGGGAGUCCAUUAUUCCAUUAUUACAGGAGAAACCAGACAUCAAAAGUGAGACAGACUGAGUCCAGGAACACUGGGUAUGAAGGACUCUCAUUCUUUUCGCAGAACACGGACUGAUUACAGACUGCGAGUAUUUCAUCUUUCUUCGUGUUUAUACUUGUGAACCCAGUCUGAGUUCCAUCCGGUCGUGUGGCUUGACGCGGAUGUUAGGCUGAAUCUGACAGCAUAGCCUCCUGCUGAUCGGACUGCACCGGCUACCCAGGUGACUCUAACCUAUAACCUUACCGAACCCAAAGGAGCGAAUAAGCGGUUUUCUUUUAACAAGCAUUAAAUGACCAUUUUGUAAAUAGCUUUUUGAGGGAGAAUCAGACCUUUAGUCGCCUCUUUGCUCUCGGCACACGGAAUGUCUUGGAACGCCGUACGCAGUGUUUUCAUAGGAAAAACACUGUCACGGUUGAUGGGCUUCUGUUUUGGAACGUAUUCAUACCUGUUACAUGACCAGACAAAAGGGAUAUAUUUGGCACAAGAGACAUGAACUGUCUCUGGUUUUUACAAUGGAGAUGAUAUUUUCGUAGGGCCGGCGUUCAGCGCUACGUCGUUAAAUCGGCUCAAAGUCUGAUCACCCAAGACCAAGGGAACACACGAUGAAGAAUGUGGUAUUGCAGAAAAGGUCCUUUCAGUGAAAGUGCUCAAGAUGCUCAUUUUUGGUGCUAAAAAAAGGGAUGUUUGCUGAUUGUAGCUGAAAUAAUCAAUGGACUAACUAUUUGAACUUUGAUGGUAUUUUUUUUUUUUUUAAAGAUCUGUAGACCUAAUUUAGAGGUCAAUUUUAUAUAGUAAAUCCGGGCAUAUUGGCACCUUCCCUGAAACAGUGUCACAUUAAUCAGAUCUUUGCAUAAAUGUGACACAGAGACUACAGCCAUCAUUCCUCGACAGGUUUCCCUACCAUUACACUCAUUAUGCAUAUUUCUCAUCGACAUGUGAACUUAAUAGGGACGCCCUGGCCACACUUCCUGAGAUGUGCGAGUAACAUUAAUACUCUAAGAUUGAUUGCUGUGGUAAGGUUUUUGGUGUGAUUUAACAAUUAGUACUACCCCCAUGACACACUACUCUUUUAAUUUCUGGAAAACAAGUAUCAAAUGUUGUGCUGAAGGUUCACUACUAGUCAGCAAAUUUGAAGCUCUACAUUUAAGUAUUGAUAGAUUCUUCCUAACUGAUAUCUUGACCUGUGAACAUUUGGUUACUGAAUAUGCCUCUUCUGUGUUUAGAUAACAGAAAUUAAUGUAAGUGGUCUGGUAACUGAAGGCAAUUUGAGUACUAUGGAAAUUACUCUUGUAACGAUAAUAUAGUUGUUUCUGUACUAAUUAUAGAUUUGUUUUUCUAAAUAAACUGACCUCAUGCAAUACAUACACUACUUGUCACAAAAUACUUAAAUGUUCAUUUGAUAAACCUGGCCACAGACAAUUUUUUUGAAGAUCAGAUGUAUUUCGACGGGGGGGGACCACGUAUAAUAUUGAAUGGACACUUAUUUUCAGAAUGCUAUGCUUACAGUCCAAAUAUACCCAGUCUCACAAUUGAGAUCUACACUAUUGUAAACAGACCAUGUAGUAUCUUACAUGAUCUUACAAAGGAACUCCAGCAUGUCCUAUGAAAUGCCAAGUGUCUGUCUUUGUACACCUCCGAAACGUGCCAGCUUAACGCUGGAGAUCUGCACCCGACUCAGUUUCUCUGUGCCAAGAUCUCCAGCCAAGGUCAGUGUUUAUAGACUGAUUGUAAAAGCUGUAUUGUUGGUCGUGAUGUAAAUUCUCCCGAAUUUUGUUUCCAAUGGUAAAUUAAACAUUUGUCAUAAAA
Molecule: messenger RNA, 3338 nt
Organism: Brienomyrus brachyistius
Lineage: Eukaryota; Metazoa; Chordata; Actinopteri; Osteoglossiformes; Mormyridae
Gene: snx30
Product: sorting nexin family member 30
Exons: 8
Coding region: 165-1607 (480 amino acids)
Molecular function (GO): phosphatidylinositol binding
Source: RefSeq, a predicted model, not a curated record